AUGCCGUCGGAACGCGACUACCAAAUUUCCCCAAUUGUGCAGGAAUCUGUGAUGCACAACACAAAGGUGGGAUGGCUUCUUGACAGCCCUCACCAUUUGCGACGGGCGCAACUUUCUACUAACACACUCAUAUGUGCGCAGACCCUCUCGAACCUGCAAAGUCUCACGGCCUCUCUCUUCGGUGUUGCGGCCGGCAUCCUUGGUCUCGAAUCCUACAGCGGUUUCCUGUUCUACUUUCUCUUCUCCUUCUUAACCGUUGGCUUGUUUUACGUUCUCCGAAUCGCUCCGGAAUCAACAUCGGCAGGCUUGCCGUUUCUCGAUACGAGCCGCUACUUCAAAGGGCCAUUGGAUGUCUGGACGAGUGGGUUGUUUGGUGGUCUGCCUGGCUUCAUUCUUACCUGGACUUUAUUUUACGGUAUCGUGAGGGCAUAA
Molecule: messenger RNA, 432 nt
Organism: Colletotrichum higginsianum IMI 349063
Lineage: Eukaryota; Fungi; Ascomycota; Sordariomycetes; Glomerellales; Glomerellaceae
Product: Duf786 family protein
Exons: 1
Coding region: 1-432 (143 amino acids)
Biological process (GO): protein folding in endoplasmic reticulum; autophagosome assembly
Cellular component (GO): membrane; EMC complex; endoplasmic reticulum
Source: RefSeq, a predicted model, not a curated record